Molecule: messenger RNA, 2074 nt
Organism: Cucurbita moschata (crookneck pumpkin)
Lineage: Eukaryota; Viridiplantae; Streptophyta; Magnoliopsida; Cucurbitales; Cucurbitaceae
Product: adenine/guanine permease AZG1-like
Exons: 1
Coding region: 1-1704 (567 amino acids)
Biological process (GO): transmembrane transport
Cellular component (GO): plasma membrane
Molecular function (GO): purine nucleobase transmembrane transporter activity
Source: RefSeq, a predicted model, not a curated record
AUGGCGGCACCGGCGACGGCGGCGGCUCUUGCACACAAGCCAUCUCUACUGACGAGGCUAAACUCAUUCGUCGCCACCACUCGCGUAGGAAAGCGAUUUAAACUCGUCGAACGAAACACGACCUUCACGACGGAGCUCCGCGCCGGCACCGCCACUUUCCUCACGAUGGCCUACGUUCUCGCCGUGAACGCUAGCAUCCUCACCGACUCAGGCGGCACGUGCACCGCCGCUGACUGCACGCCCCUCUGUUCUGACCCGACCGUACCACUUGCUGCCUGCUUAGCUCCGGCCCACCACGUCAUCCAACCGGACAAUUCCUGCAUAUUCCGACCCGUUAACCCGGGUUACUCCGCCUGCCUAGAGACCACCCGAAAAGAUCUGAUCACCGCCACCGUCGUCUCCUCCCUCAUCGGAAGCUUCAUAAUGGGCGUUUUCGCAAAUCUCCCCUUGGCCGUAGCUCCCGGAAUGGGCACCAACGCUUACUUCGCUUACACCGUCGUCGGGUUUCACGGGUCGGGUUAUUUACCGUAUAAAAGCGCAUUAGCCGCCAUUUUUAUUGAGGGCUUAAUCUUCCUCCUAAUCUCCGCCGUCGGAUUACGAGCCAAACUCGCCAAAUUAAUCCCAAAACCGAUCAGAAUCUCAUCCUCCGCCGGAAUCGGAUUAUUCCUCGCCUUCAUCGGAUUACAGAGCAAUCAAGGAAUUGGGCUAAUCGGGCUUAGCGCCUCGACGCUCGUCACGAUCGGAGCUUGCCCGAAAGCUUCCCGGGCAGCUUUAGCUGCCGUCGUAACUGCCCCGAAUGGAACGGUUACUCUUCUCCCAAACGGCGCCGUUUCCGACGAGAUUCUCUGCCUUAACAACCGAAUGGAAAGCCCCACGUUCUGGCUCGGCGUGGUGGGAUUCGUAAUCAUUGCGUAUUGUUUGGUGAAAAACGCGAAAGGCGCUAUGGUAUACGGCAUCGUUUUCGUGACAGCGAUUUCUUGGUUUCGUAACACGGCGGUUACGGUGUUUCCCGACACGGCGGCCGGCGACUCUGCAUAUGGGUAUUUCAAGAAAGUCGUCGAUAUGCAUUUGAUUAAAACCACCGCCGGAGCUUUGAGUUUCCGGGAUUUGAGGAAACCCCAUUUCUGGGAAGCUCUGUUCACGUUUCUUUACGUCGACAUUCUCGACACCACCGGAACUCUGUAUUCCAUAGCCCGUUUCGCCGGAUUCACCAACGCUGCCGGCGACUUCGAGGGGCAGUAUUUCGCGUUUAUGUCGGACGCUUUCUCAAUCGUCAUUGGAUCUCUGCUUGGAACGUCGCCGUUGUCGGCAUACGUCGAGUCGUCAGCGGGAAUCAGAGAAGGCGGGAGAACAGGGCUGACAGCGGUGACGGUGGCGGGAUACUUUCUGCUGGCGUUUUGGUUUACGCCGCUUUUGGCGUCGAUUCCGCCGUGGGCGGUGGGGCCGCCGUUGAUUCUUGUGGGGGUUUUAAUGGCGAAAUCAAUGGUGGAAAUCGAAUGGGGGGAUAUGAGAGAAGCAAUUCCGGCAUUUAUGACGAUGGUUUUGAUGCCGUUGACAUAUUCGAUUGCUUAUGGAUUGAUCGGAGGGAUUGGGAUGUUCGUGGUGCUGCAUCUUUGGGACUGGUGCGCCGUCGUCUUCAACAAUCUCCGAUCAUUUAAUUCAAGUCCUUCGUCUACCCAACAUCCAAAAACACCUGAAGUUUGAUCUCUUUUUAUAAAUAAUAUUUUAUUUAGUUAAAGCGUUUAUGCUCGUUCUAGCCUUAUCGUCUAUCAUCACAUUAGAAACGAGUAGUUUUAAGUUUAUGUGUAUCAGAUUAGAGUAAAGUCAUCAUUUUCGUGGCAAAUUAAUGUCUUCCCUUCGAUUACUAGCAUUGAAGACAGUCAUGUCACACUCACAAACGAUCCCUUGCACAAGAAAGUUUUAUUUCAGUGUUGCUACUCGAGAUUGAUGUAAGUCGAAUUUGUAGGUGGAAUCUAACAAUCAACCUAAUAGUAAUUGGUAUUAUCUACUUAUUCGAACGGUUGCUCUAUUUGUAAUCUUAUCGUCUUUUUCUGUAAAGAUUAUGUUAAUCGAA